AUGUCCGAAUACGCAGCCGGCCAGGCAGGCAUGGAUGCUGUCGAAGCCAAGAACUGGCCCCUCGCCAUCGAAAAGCUUUCCGUGGCCCUCAAGUCGACAAAGUCGCCCAAGUGGUUCAUCGGCCGCUCCAAGGCCUACAUCGCCACCAAGGACUACAAGCGCGCCCUCCGUGACGCCGAGCUCGCACAAGUCGCCGCCGCCGCCCGCGGUAACCGCGCCUUUAUCACCGACGCCCAGUACCGUCGCGCCGUCGCCCAUUUCCGCCUCGGCGAGCUCGCCAACGCCGACGCUUGCGCCACAUGGGCCCAGCGUUUGACCGAGGGCAAGAGCAUGUCGCUCCCGGAGUGGAAAGAGCCCAAGGUUGAUGGCCGCGGCUUCGCGACGGCGACCAAAAGUCAACUGACGGACGAAAUAACGGCUGUGCGGGCGACGGAGGAUCCAGCCACGAGUAAGUUUGGUGCGCUGUGGAAUUCGACGUGCGCUCUGCGCUUGCAGAUUCUCGGCGCGUUAGAGAAGCUCGCCGAGGAUGACGAGAAGCGGAAGGUUACGGUGAAGUAUGACCCGGGACUCUCGCUGGACGCCCCCGAGGACGAAGCGGAGGAGGAAGAGAUCACCAAGGAGGAGGUUAAGGCUGCUGCGGCCGCCGCAGCUAAGAAGCCUGAGGUUCAGAAGGAUGUGCGCGUCGACUUCUUCCAGAGCAACGCUACCAUGUCGGUGUCCGUCUUCGCCAAGAACAUUCCCAAGGACGAGUUUAAGGUUGAGUAUGACGCUCAAGAGGUAGUCUUCCCCCAUUUACCCAAUGUCUCUGCUACAGGGAAUCAUUGUUCUGACCGUCCCUACUCGCAGAUCCGCAUGACGCACAUCCCCGGCCACGAGCCCUUGUACACCAUACCCCUCUGGGGCCAAAUCGACCCUGCGGGCUCCAAGCACACCGUCACCGCGAACAAGAUCGAGUUUUCCCUCAAGAAGCUCGAGGCAGGAAAGUGGCCCACACUUCAGCGCUCUCAAGAUGCCGCACCCGCUGCUCCCAAGGCCGCUGCCCCCGCCGCGACACCCGCUACUCCCUCGGCAUCAACAACCCAGAAACCCGCCGCCGCCGGCAGCAGCAAUGCGCCCGCCUACCCGACUUCCUCCAAGUCGGGCCCCAAGAACUGGGACAAGCUCGAGGGUAUUGACGACGAUGAUGAAAAGGACAUUAACGCUUUCUUCAAGACUCUCUACAAGGGCGCCACCCCCGAGCAGCAGCGCGCCAUGAUGAAGAGCUUCACCGAGAGCAACGGCACGGCCCUCAGCACCGACUGGGACGACGUCAAGGCCCGCAAGGUGGACACAAUGCCCCCCGAGGGCGUCGAGGCCAAGAAGUGGGAGUCUUAG
This is a messenger RNA of Colletotrichum higginsianum IMI 349063, 1374 nucleotides long. Its product is annotated as CS domain-containing protein. Gene Ontology annotation, biological process: protein stabilization. NCBI's taxonomy places the organism in Eukaryota, Fungi, Ascomycota, Sordariomycetes, Glomerellales, Glomerellaceae. The transcript has a single exon. The record is from RefSeq and is a predicted model, not a curated record. The coding region runs from base 1 to 1374 and encodes 457 amino acids. Gene Ontology annotation, molecular function: protein-folding chaperone binding.